Molecule: messenger RNA, 483 nt
Organism: Peniophora sp. CBMAI 1063
Lineage: Eukaryota; Fungi; Basidiomycota; Agaricomycetes; Russulales; Peniophoraceae
Source: the annotation of a GenBank genome assembly
AUGCACGCCUCGUUCAAAGCCCUCGCCCUUCUCGCAGCCGUCGCUUCAGCGUCCGCCGCGAAGUUCAACCUCAAGGCGCACGUCGCGUCCGGCGACGACCUCUCGCCGCCAAUCGAGGGCCAGCUGCUCGCCGUCGACCCCGCGACCGGCUUUGCAUACCUCACGCAACCCAGCGGAGGCGCGGCCUUCACGGACGACGACAACACCAUCAACACCGACGCCACUGGCUCUCUCACUCACAUCCAAAUCACGCCCGGUGGCAACGACACCAUGCCUGACACGAACGUCGUCAGCUUCUCAGCGGACGCUGGGACGUCGGCUGUCGAUAUCGAGUUCGGUGCACUUCAGUACGCGAACGGCGCGUUCUCGGCUUGUCCCGCGAGCGUUCUUCAGCAGGACGGGGACAAGAUCCUUAUCAACUACGCGAAGUCGUCUCAACGCUCGCUCAAGAGCUGCGCGAGCCUUCUGCUCUUCCAGGCGUAG